This is a messenger RNA of Papaver somniferum (opium poppy), 925 nucleotides long. Its product is annotated as S-norcoclaurine synthase 2-like. The transcript has 2 exons. Gene Ontology annotation, biological process: abscisic acid-activated signaling pathway; defense response. The coding region runs from base 121 to 687 and encodes 188 amino acids. Gene Ontology annotation, cellular component: cytoplasm; nucleus. Gene Ontology annotation, molecular function: abscisic acid binding; signaling receptor activity; protein phosphatase inhibitor activity. NCBI's taxonomy places the organism in Eukaryota, Viridiplantae, Streptophyta, Magnoliopsida, Ranunculales, Papaveraceae. The record is from RefSeq and is a predicted model, not a curated record.
UGAAAUACGCAACCACUCCCACAAAGGCAAAUAAAAGGUUGCAAAAAAGGAAAAGAAAAGUUGCAUCUAAGAAAAUCAUCAAAGUUAAAAGGCAAAUCAUAAUCACUUGAAGCUAUUACGAUGAGGUAUGAACUUAUAAAUGAAUUCGACGUCGGAGCUUCAGCCGACGAUGUCUGGGCAGUUUACAGCUCUCCCGAUCUCCCAAGGCUCAUAGUUGAAUUACUUCCCGGUGUUUUCAAAAAGAUCGAUGUGGUCGAAGGUAACGGUGGUCUUGGCACGGUUCUUCACCUCGUCUAUCCUCAUGGAUCUGUGCCACUCUCUUACAAGGAGAAGUUCGUAACCAUGGAUAACCAUAAACGACUGAAAGAGGUGCGACAGAUCGAAGGAGGAUAUCUGGAGAUGGGCUGUACAUUUUACAUGGAUAGUUUCCAAAUCCUGAAGAAAACUCAUGAUUCAUGCACCAUAAGAUCGAUUACCAAAUACGAAGUUAGCGCCGAACUCGCAGAAAAAGUUUCUUCUCAUAUCAGUGUCGAGUCCCUUGUUGAUAUGGCUCGAGCUAUCUCAAAAUACGUCAUCCAAAACAACGAGAAAAACAAGGCAGAAGAUCCUUCAACUUGUUCUGAAGAAGGUCAUGAUAAAAAGCAUGGUCAUUUGCAUAGGAUUUGGAUUUCUUUGUUUGGUAAGUAAUUAGAGAUGAUAAUUAUUUGAUGAUGAUGCAGAUCAUUAAGCCCUUCUUUAGUGUACUUUAAAUUUUCUUUGAUUUGAUCAAGACUUGCUAUGUGCGGUGACGGGUUGUGAAUAGGGUGUUCGUAUUUUAAAUUUGUAAUCCAAUCGAAGAGUAACGAAAAAAAUAAUGCGAUGGCUUUGGCUACAUGUUUGAAUAAUAAUAAUGUAUGGGAAAAAUAAUUUGUAAAAGUUCGAUAAA